CAUGACAGUAAGAGCAACUCAACGCUGUCAGUCUCACUCACACCAUCUCGCAAGCACACACGCCCGCGCAACAACUCGGAAAUUAGUGUAUCUGGGGAGAAGAGUCGAGGCUGUGCCAGGAACCACAGCUCGACCCUUGCGAGCACACCCAGGGCAACACACAUACCCUCUCUGUGUCAAGCGAACCCUGAGUGCCCACUACCCACUGUGAUGCGCAAGUGCAUAUACUGACCGUGUCAACCUUCCACUAAACCCGUGUGCAUUUCCAUCCGCUAAUCUCGACCCGAUCUUUGAUCAGUCAGUUUGUUGCUACACCAAGGAAGUACCCAGCUUCCUCACCCUCGGUCAGAUUAGUGUUAACGUGCGAUUAAAAGUGAUGGAAUUAAACUACUUGUCACCGCCCCCGUUGCCCAGUCCAGAGCCAAGCCUUAUGGUGGCUCCCUCGAUCAAUCAGGCUGUCGUAGAAAUCCAGUAGCUGCCUUACCCCUAAACUCGACAUUAUCUCUGAUGUUAACUGAGUAAACAAAAACACAGGCGUUUCCAAAUUACAGUACCCAGCGAUGAUAAAAUAAUGUCAUAUCUGUCGAUUUGUACUGAAGAGCCUUAACACUAUGUAGGGUAAAGCCAGCAAGAAAGACGAGCCCAUGUUUUAUAUACAUCUUUGUAGUUACCACCAUGUACUGUGAGGCCAGUAAACAUAGCAGCAGUGUGAGUGUACCGCCAUAAGUUAAGCUACACAAGAUGCAGUGUAAAGUUUGAUCACUGAAUGUCCCACUUGUGAAGAGGAGACCAAGGCAGUGAAGAUGCACAGGCUGGGUGUGAGGAUGCUGGGCAGGUGUCGCAUGCGUCGUGGGGUGAGUCUUGAGGUCAUAGUUGAAGAGGACGACAAUGCAGAAGUCGUUCUCGACCCAGAGCCUCUCCUUGAGGACGACCACGACGACGACGACCAAGACGAUGACGACGACGAUGACAGUGAGAAUGUCGGCUCCUGGAUCCCCUGAUGGCAGCCAAGAAGCAGGAGGACGAGGAGGAGGAAAAUCGGGCUUCUCAGCAGCAGAGGAGAGGAGACGACGACGAGAGAGGAGGAGAACCAUAGGAGGGUUAUCCAGGGCUCGCUCCGUCUCGUGCGAGGCUCUCACUCUUCUCGAUACUAGUGAUAUGGAGUCUUGCUGUUCUGAAUGGGACGACGAUGAUGAGCUGACAACUGCUAGUAGUAACUACGUAACUCUUAAUCGACCAAUCAGCAGACGUCGGAUCCUGGAGAGUAGCCAGUCACAAUGCGACUCUGAAGAUUCGGGGAUUGAGUACCACUCCAACGAAGACGAUCCCAUGCUUGAGGAUCAAUCAAGCAUCGAGGAUCGCAAAGACCUCGACCUGUCGUCAGAUGACAUACACGACCAAGAAACAGCGACAGAGUCUGAUGACGACACUAUCGACGCGUCGUCCGAGCCAUCGUCAGCUGUCAGUUACGACACUGCCGCUGACACUCACACUGAUACCGCAGGUGACACUCACAUUGAGACCGCCGCUGAUACUGACACAAACGCUGAUACAGUUCCAGACGUGAGCGUUGAAACUAUUGUUGACGCGUGUAUAGCCACGGACACUGAUGAAAGCCUUGAUGAUACCAUCACGAACAUGGAGGCCAGCCGCAGCGCUGAGGUAAACACCGACGACCUCAGCACAAAGACUGUAAAACAGGUGUUUGAAGAGCGGGUAAAAGAAGCCACACAGGAGCAACAGACGACGGUGUCCAAGUACCUGCAGGAGUACGACGCCAACGAAGUACUGGAGAACGACAAAGUGGUCAUCGUGGAGAAGACGCCGAUCAUGCCAGCCAGGACGGCAGCACAGAGUGACGCGGACGCGGCUGUGCAGGAGGUGCAGCUGAAGCCACCAGCCUUCACUACACACAGCAAGGAGGUGCAGCUGGAGGAGGAGCUGCAAUUGAAGCGAGCAGCAUACACCAUACGCAACAAAGAGGUGCAGCUGGAGGAGUUACCGAGACCACACACUGUACGCAGCGUCAAACAACUCUUCGAGAACCUUAAUACACCCGUACAUCACUUCCACACCUGGUGUGACCUCGGCCGCUUCAGAGACAUUAAGUCCAACCCAUCAAGCAAGAUCCUGAGGUUCGACAGGAGCGACAACAGCGAGGGGUCCACGACACGAGGUCUGGGAGUGGGAUCUUCCUUCACCUUGCCAAGGCUGGCUAGCCACCGCACCAACAACGUAAUACCCAAUCAAAAGUCCAAAGGUAAUCUCAGAUCUUCAACGGUGUCCAAAGAAUCUUCGAAGCAGCAGAAUCUUUCAGGAAGGUCAGUGCAACAAGAACAAGUAGCGACCCAGGGAAGUCAGCCGGUUGCACUGAGGAAACCCACAGUGCACGGAUUCAACGUCAAGAAGGCAUUGAUGGAAGACCCACGAACCUUCCACGCCCACAGCCGCAGCAAUGACGCCGCCGCCAACACCAAUCAACAGGGCGCAAACUACAAGCUUAACACACACAACACAAACAAUCACAACCGUAAAGGUCAUGUUCAUCUUGCCAAGAACAAGUCACAUCACUCCAGUGAAGCUGGCACGGAUCGCUCUGACACGGAGAGUCUAGCAUCUGACACCAGCGAGGACAGUGGUGUCAGUAACGACUCUCACAUAUCGUCAGUCUCCUCAAUGUCCACAUACCGGGCGCUGGAUGCCUACGCUUCUGAUCCAAGCUUCAAGUGGAUCGAUCCCACAGUGAUGGCCAAGAUUAGGGCUGUGGGCACCACAGUCAUAUUCUUUGGUCCUCGCCAGCGGCCUCGCCAUCAGGAUUCUGUGCUGCAGAAGACCACAAGGUGCACACCAAGUGGUCUCCAGGUCUCCAGCAGUGGCCUUCAGGUCUCCAGGAGUGGUCUCAAUGUCGUCUCCGUAGCAGCGCCCGGUGCCAAAGCCUCAGACACAUCCGGACUAACACCGCAAGAUGGAACCAGAACAGGUUUAUCAGCGCCGAGGAUCGUAGGUGUGGUGAGAAAACGCACUUCCUCCAGCACCAUCUCAGCACCCAAUGACACAUCCUCGCAUCACUCCCACGACCUCUCUCACACCAGCAGUGCCGGCAACCAGGACUCCAGUAAGUGUGUCAAGUGGCGUAACCAGAGUGACACCAUUGUCUAUAACUUCACCCGUCACUCUCCUCCCACGGCCUGGAUGUGAACUUCACCCGUCACUCUCCUCCCACGGCCUGGAUGUGAACUUCACCCGUCACUCUCCUCCCACGGCCUGGAUGUGAACUUCACCCGUCACUCUCCUCCCACGGCCUGGAUGUGAACUUCACCCGUCACUCUCCUCCCACGGCCUGGAUGUGAACUUCACCCGUCACUCCUCCCACGGCCUGGAUGUGAACUUCACCCGUCACUCUCCUCCCACGGCCUGGAUGUGAACUUCACCCGUCACUCUCCUCCCACGGCCUGGAUGUGAACUUCACCCGUCACUCUCCUCCCACGACCUGGAUGUGAACUUCACCCGUCACUCUCCUCCCACGGCCUGGAUGUGAACUUCACCCGUCACUCUCCUCCCACGGCCUGGAUGUGAACUUCACCCGUCACUCUCCUCCCGCGGCCUGGAUGUGAACUUCACCCGUCACUCUCCUCCCACGGCCUGGAUGCGAGCUUCACACAGAUUGGUGGCUCUCAUGGUGGUGAGCUUACCGCUGCACGAGGGCUGUACAUCGUACGCAACUCAACACGAGGGAUCAAUCUUCAUGAAGUCGCAACAGUGGCUGCAACAACUGAUUGUUAACGCGUAAUUUGGGAAGCUUUAAAACUACGUUUCGGACCGAAACGUAGUUUAAAAGUUCUCUCUCCUAAUUGUGGGUUAGUUGAAUGAAUGUCCAUGAAUGAGUUUCACACCAGUUCCCAGUCAAGUCAAAGAGAUGUUAGAAGUAUUUCUUUAGUCAGAGUAGUCAGGAAGUGGAAUAGUCUGGCAAGUGACGUAGUGAGGCAGGAACCACACAUAGUUGAGGUAUGAUAAAGCUCAUGGAGCUGGGAGAAAGAGGACCUAGUAGCGAUCAGUGAAGAUGUCUCAACCCCUGCAACCACAAAUAGGCGAGUACACACACACACACACACACACACACACACACACACACACACACACACACAAUCACUAAGUGCAAUACCAUCAAACUUAGUUUGGGUAACUUUGC
Molecule: messenger RNA, 4189 nt
Organism: Cherax quadricarinatus
Lineage: Eukaryota; Metazoa; Arthropoda; Malacostraca; Decapoda; Parastacidae
Product: serine-rich adhesin for platelets
Source: RefSeq, a predicted model, not a curated record